UUCGGUACUGAACUAUAAAAUUUAGUAUUUCGGGAUCGGUAUUCGGUAUUUACAAUUAUACCGUUCGGUAAUUCGGUAAAUACCGAAUACCGAAAUUAAUAAGUCCACUAGUGAGUAGUCCAGCCCAAAUCCUAAAUAAUGGCCCAUUGUAAAAACAUUCAAGUGCAGUAGUCCAGCCCAAAUCCAAUAAAAGUCCCAUUGUUAAAACUGUAAAUCCCUAAUGAUCAGUUCACUUCACAGCUUCACGCCUUCACCUUCACUCCUUCAGUGCUUCACACAAAAUCUCCCCAAAUCUGAUAAUCACUAAUCACGGUAUCACCUCAGCUCCAACUGCGAAGUGCGAAGUCUCUUUUCUCACAUUAGGUUUUUCUCAUUCCUUCCUCAAGGAGAAAACAAUGCUUCAUUGCUGGUUCAUUUUAGGUAAAUUUAUUGAACGGUUGAGUCAUGAGUAGUUGUGUGAAGCCAAAAGAACAGACGGAGGCCAAUCCAGUUGUGCUUCUCCAUGGUUUUGAUAGCUCACGUUUAGAGUGGAGGUACACAUUUCCGAUGCUUGAGGAGGCUGGAUUAGAGACAUGGGCAGUUGAUAUCUUAGGAUGGGAUUUCUCUGAUGUAGCUUCCAAGCGUGAUCAUCUUUACCAGGGAACAAUCAGCAAUUUUCACAGGAGCAGUUCAGUCAAUUGGUUCAUCUUUUGCAACAUGUUAAAGCUAGCCAAUCAGGUCCUACAAGCUCAGAUGCAGAAGCUGUUGCCAACAGUGUAGUGUGCUCUGGCCCCUUCCAUGAAGAGGCCUCAGGUUCUUGGUGAAUGUCAUGGAGGUCUCUAUCUACUCAAAUCUGCCAGCACUAAGUCCAGCCAUCAACAACAUAGUCUUCUUAGUUUUCCAAGUUUCAAGAAAAAUAAUGUUGUUCCUACUUUUAAUUCUGUUAUUCCAGUUCCUAAGAAAGAUGUUAGUUUACCUUUUUCCAAUUCAGUAGUAGCUAAUCAAGUUGAUGUAACUCUAUGGCACAAGAGAUUAGGCCACUUACCCUAUUCAUCAAUGAAAAA
Molecule: messenger RNA, 1043 nt
Organism: Lycium barbarum (goji berry)
Lineage: Eukaryota; Viridiplantae; Streptophyta; Magnoliopsida; Solanales; Solanaceae
Product: alpha/beta hydrolase domain-containing protein VTE7-like
Exons: 5
Coding region: 445-759 (104 amino acids)
Source: RefSeq, a predicted model, not a curated record